AUGGCUGGUGGCAGUGACGCUCCUGAAAUGCCUGUUUUCAAAAAUGAACUAGCUGCUCAGGUACCGCAGGUGCCAGUAAUGCUCCAUGGUAGGUCAAAAUAUGGAUCUCUCGUUGCGAUCCUCCUUGAGUCUUGGAUGUUUCGUUUUCCAACCUGGGAUGAUGUAGUGCAUGAUUUACCGCAGCUCUAUCAAAGACCGUCAGCAUCCGCACUCCUUCAUGUUUUAGAUCUGCUUUCGGCAGGAGCGCCGAGCUUUUCACUUUCGGGGAACGCCAGCCGUCCCAAAGUAGCGGAACAGGGCGUUCCAAGAUAUCUCACAUCCAUUGUCUCGUCGAGCCUAGGUUGGAUUGAGGACGAAAGCCUCAGAGAUUCGAUAUGGAGCGCUGCAAGUGCGCGGCUAAGUGAACGUUCGGGAAGAAAUGCAAUGCCAUCAAUGACGCGGUCAUUCGAGAUUGUUGAUGGCCUCACAGUUAAUUUGCACGAGCCUAGCUUGACGGAAGACAAUCUUGGGCUCAAAACCUGGACCUCCUCGGUCUUGCUGUCGCGUCGACUCCGACAAUGCCGUAAAUACAUUCCCGAAGAAGUCACACAGGUGUUGGAGCUAGGUGCAGGGACUGGUCUUGUGGGAAUCUCGGCUGCUUGCAUAUGGAAAACACACGUUGUUCUGACUGAUCUGCCUGAGAUCCUACCUAAUCUUCGACGAAAUCUUGAUCAGAACCGGGACUUGAUCACAGUGAGCGGCGGAAGCACUGAGUCCCGGGCACUUGACUGGGCUGAUGGGAUGGAAACGCCGCAACGCAACGAAGAUAAAUUUAUGGUCAUUGUUGCGGCUGAUCCGAUCUAUUCAGUUGAACACCCAAAGCUGCUUGUGAAUACUGUCAGCCGCUGGAUUCGUGGCUUACCAGAGGCUAGGUUUAUCGUUGAACUUCCGCUACGGGACGGCUACGACGAGGAAAGACAAAAUUUGCGGGAUUUGUUGCAACAGCACAGGUUCGAGUUGAUUGUUGAAGGGACAGAUCUUGGAUUUGAUGAUUGGUACCAGCGAGAUGGUAGCCCAUUGGAGGUCAUCUGUUGGUGGAGCAUAUGGGGACCCAACAGUCAAGUCUGA
Messenger RNA from Cladophialophora psammophila CBS 110553, 1107 nucleotides. RefSeq lists its product as uncharacterized. The transcript has a single exon. The record is from RefSeq and is a predicted model, not a curated record. Bases 1 to 1107 code for a protein of 368 amino acids. Lineage: Eukaryota; Fungi; Ascomycota; Eurotiomycetes; Chaetothyriales; Herpotrichiellaceae.